Messenger RNA from Miscanthus lutarioriparius, 459 nucleotides. The record is from the annotation of a GenBank genome assembly. Lineage: Eukaryota; Viridiplantae; Streptophyta; Magnoliopsida; Poales; Poaceae.
AUGGCGGAGACUGGCACAAGCCGCCCGCCCGCCUCUGGCACCGACGCCGGCGACUUCCCGGAGCUCCUAGGUUUCUGCGCGCGCGCGGAGGCCCUCAUCGCUGAGCUGCUCCUGCUCUCCGACCGCGCACCUCCGCUGUUCGCAGACCGCCGCUUCGACCCCGUCCUCUUCGACUUCCGUCUUCACCAUUAUACAAAGGUUCCUUAUUUUUUAGCUGACUUGGAUAUUCACAUGCAUGCCAUAAACAAGGAGUAUGUGCUCAAUAAUUCUCAGAGUCUUCGUUCUGUCAUUAGAGAAUGCAAUUUCACUCUCCGUUGGCUUUUGCUUUGGCUUUUGCUUCACCGCAUGAACAAUCUGGCUAUAGAAGGCCUGAGGAGGCAGCAGUGCGGUGCGUGGAGGCAGAGGCCCAGCGGUUAUCUCUGCAAGCGUGUUUCACCAUUUUGCAGAUCAUCUCUCUAG